Messenger RNA from Dibothriocephalus latus, 540 nucleotides. NCBI's taxonomy places the organism in Eukaryota, Metazoa, Platyhelminthes, Cestoda, Diphyllobothriidea, Diphyllobothriidae. The record is from the annotation of a GenBank genome assembly.
GUGAGGCAAGACCUCAAGCCGCAUGAUAUGCACGAUUUCUGGAGAUGUGAGUGUAACCUGUCCACAUACGCCAAUUUCAUCGCCCGGCUACGCGAGGAGGCCGUAGAACAGCUGGACGUCAAUUAUUCUAUCCAGUUUGAUCCUUCGCAACGCACAUCUUCUAUUGAUAUUACAUUGGACGAUUGUGUCGAUUUGGUAGAAACGGCAGAGCCAAUAUCCUGGGCUGCUCUCUCUCCGGCUGCUGUGGAGCACAAUUUGAUUGCCGUUGCUCUCAUGCAGUCGUGUGAUCGACAAGCCAUUUUGGUUGAUCCAGUCAUUGGUGCGCCAGCACUGAGUUUACGUGGUGGCCACACUGAUUCUCGUCUGUCUCAAAUUGUCUGGUCAGCGCGUAGCUCAUUCAUUGUCAUUACUGCUGGACAUGAUGGCCGGGUUCUCUUUUGGGAUAUCCGCCUGCCCUCAAAACCCAUCGAUUCACUGGACAACACAUCAGCACCUGGCUAUUCUUCCUACUCACAUGACGGUGAGUCCUUUUGCAUUUAG